CCUGGUUAUGGUUAUACACUUUGUUGUACGUCGCUCUGGAUAAGAGCGUCUGCCAAAUGCCUGUAAUGUAAUGUAAUGUAAUGUAACAAAGCGCCGCGAUUUCUUCCUUGUUGUAUUUAUUUCCUGCUGCUGAAUUAAGUAUUUCACAGGUGUUCGCUGGCAUUACAUAGUCGGUCAACGCUGACGACUCACAGUGAACACGUUUGAUAUAACUAGUUACGAAAAAUAAGACAGAGAACUGUUAACAGUGUUAUCCACGUUUAACGUGUCUCGUAAGGUUUCAUCUGCCACGCACAAAUUCAUAAAGUAUUUCGACUAGCUAAACCGGUGCUCAACACCAUGUGUAUGUUUUUUUGUGACUUUAGCCCAUGUGUGCUUGAUCUGCUUGCUGUUACUAUCGAUAACUGGCUACGAUUGUAUUGCUUGGCCUUGCAUUAAUUUGUCACGACGUAGCGCUCUUAAAAUAGGUUAUAAUGUUGUGUUCUUCUCAAGGGAAAUUGGUGAGCAACAGAGAGGAGGAAAAAUUAGUGAUAUGCAUUGAAGGCAACAUCGCUAGUGGGAAGACAACAUGUUUGGAGCAUUUCAGCAAAACGAGUGAUAUAGAGGUACUGACAGAACCAGUAUCUAAAUGGAGGAAUGUUCAAGGGCACAACCCUCUGGCUUUGAUGUACCAGGACCCAUUUCGAUGGGGGCUGACCCUGCAGACCUAUGUACAGCUGACAAUGUUGGACCGACACCUCUCCACAGUAUCGGCUCCUGUACGAAUGAUGGAAAGAUCCAUCUACAGUGCCAAGUACAUCUUUGCGGAAAAUCUUUACCGAAGUGGGAAGAUGCCAGAUGUGGACUUUACUGUUCUGAGCGAAUGGUUUAAUUGGAUCACUCAGAAUAUUUACCUUCCUGUGGAUCUAAUUGUUUACCUGCAGACAACACCACAGAUCUGCUAUGAGAGGCUGAAGGAAAGGUGCAGGGAGGAGGAGAAAAUGAUUCCCAUGGAGUAUUUGGAAGCAAUCCAUCAGCUGCACGAAGACUGGCUGAUUAACAAGACAUUGUUUGAAGUCCCUGCUCCUGUUCUCGUGAUACCUGCAGAUCAUGACCUUCCAAAGAUGCUUCAUCAAUAUGAGGCGAACAGAGAAAAAAUUUUAUUGGCCAAGAAUGCAUAACUCGGUGGAUAAAAUCUACAGCAAAUCUAUUGGUUGCAGAUAUGGUGCAAAUCUUUUAGUAUUUAUUCUUUUUUUUUUUAAGUCUGAAAGUAAAUUUUGUAUUGUUGCUAUUCAGUUCAGAAGAUUUUCUCAUUUUGAGUCAUGUUGAACAUGAAAUACUUUCACAAUCUCAUUGUCAUAGACAGCAAACAUUAUACGGACUGCUUGGAUUUGGAAAAAGUUUUUUAAAAAUUUUAUUUACAUUACCUAUGGUGUCAUGCCACAACUGUACUUAGCAAUUGUAAUGUAUAGCUACCUCUCACCUCAUGAUGUUAGUUAGCAGUCAAGUGCUUGGGUAACCGCACUGAAGUAGCUCCUAUAAAUCAUAAGCACACACCAUUAUUAGGAUAUUUAUUAUAUUUUAAUUUGAAUAUUCACUAGUUACUACGAUGUGAAGUUAAUUUUUUUGUCCUGUAAGUUAAGCCAUUUUAUUACUGGGGCCACUCUUUAGGUUUUCUAUCAGUCAUACAGUGGAUGACGUCAGUUUUUUCUGAUAGCAGUUUGUUGAAGAAAUAAGUAGUAAAUUAUGUAUUCAUGUACAUAUCACUGCUGUCAUUUAUAAUAAUAAAAACUACUUGAGUUUUAUCUUUCAUAGUUUCGCAAGUAGCUGAAACUAAAAUAUUUUAUCUAAAAUAUUUACUCUUGAAUUUAACUUAUUUGACUGGGAACAACUCUAUUGUGAUGCUGAAUCACGCCUAUCAUGCCUAAGGUGGCUCAGGCUUAUGUUGGUUCAAUAAAAAAUCUGUCUUUUCCUAA
Messenger RNA from Anguilla rostrata (American eel), 1955 nucleotides. It is a transcript of the gene tk2, whose product is annotated as thymidine kinase 2. NCBI's taxonomy places the organism in Eukaryota, Metazoa, Chordata, Actinopteri, Anguilliformes, Anguillidae. The record is from RefSeq and is a predicted model, not a curated record. Gene Ontology annotation, molecular function: ATP binding; deoxynucleoside kinase activity. The transcript has 9 exons. The coding region runs from base 474 to 1160 and encodes 228 amino acids. Gene Ontology annotation, cellular component: cytoplasm. Gene Ontology annotation, biological process: nucleobase-containing compound metabolic process.